CAUCUCACCCAUAUCUCCUCCACCGUAGCCCUCCUCCCUUCGCUCGCCCGCCGCCUACUCUUGUUCAGCUGCUAAUGCUGAAUCUCGCUCCUCAUUCCAGCCUGUCGCUGGCUUCGACGCUCGCAUUGUAGACUCUCCUCAACAUGCCGCGUCGCCGGCCUCCCGGCGAUGGCCUCGGCCUCAAGCCUGCCCUCCUCCACAUCCUCCUCCUCCUCCCAUGGAUCACGACGGCCGCUCAGCAGCAGCAACCGCCGCACCGCCAGUAUCGACGCUCUCCUCGCGAGGAUGCCCUCGCCGAUACUGUCACACCACCCAGCCACUCUCUACUGGACGACCACCAACUCCCCGUUUCGCGGAAGCGGACCCGAGCCGACGUCUUAGUACCCCAGAUUGAGCGCGCCAUUGCAACCUUGUCAUCGGCUCCAGCGUCUUCCAAUGCCGCUGUUCGAGCACCGCCUGCUGGAUCUGCUGCCCCCCCCUCGGGCGGUCUUACGCGACAUAGUGCGCGGUCUUUGCAGGAUUGGGAAGUCGAGGAUUUUGUCCUAUUGGCGACCGUUGAUGGACACAUACACGCUAGAGACAGAAAUACAGGCAAAGAAAUAUGGCACCUGGACGCUGGACGGCCCAUGGUGGAAACCAUCUACCACCAGAAGAACGACUCGGCCGACGAAAAUGGCCAGGACAUCCCGUUUAUGUGGGUUGUCGAGCCCUCCGAGAACGGAAGGCUCUACUACUUAGAGCCAGGUCCACAGCCAGCCCUGAAGAACCUACACCUCACAAUCCGGGAGCUCGAAGGUUCUUCGCCGUACUACAGUGAUAAUCCACCCGUCGUUUACAACGCGGAAAAGAAGACUAUCAUGUACCAAUUAGAUGCUCGCACUGGAAAAGUGCUAAAGUCAUUUGGACUGGGCGGAUCCGCCGACGUCAACGCUGAGAGUUGCGCGCCUCAAGUUACAGGCUUCGCUGACUCCCAUUUGCGAGAGUGCAAGGGCAAUCUCAAUAUAGGACGGACAGAAUAUACCAUCCGCAUCCAGAAUAUGGCAACCACCGAACCCAUCUGUACCAUCAAAUACUUUGAAUGGACGCCGAACAAUCGAGAUCGUGACCUCCACGGCCAGUAUUCGACAACAAUGGAUAACAAGUACAUAUACAGUAGAUUUGAUGGAGAGAUAUACGCUCUCGAUCAUUCCUCUAGGCGGCAGAUUGACGAUGAGAAACAUGUCUACAGGAAAAAGCUCGCAUCGCCUGUAGUACGCGUCUUCGAUGUAGCCCGGCCGUUCGAGAACUACGAUGACGACCCACCACUAAUAUUAUUACCGCAGCCUAUUGGUCCUGGAAGUAUCGAUGAUGCUGGUCAGAAUGUGUGGCUGAACUGCACUGAAAGUGGCAGCUGGUAUGCUAUGUCCGAGGAUAGAUAUCCUGCUGUUACAGACGGUGCCGCCAAAGCACUGUGCUACACUCCUCAGUGGAACCGAUAUGAGACAUGGGGAGGAGUUUAUGUCCUCCCUGAGAAAAAGGGUCUUGUUGGGGUUCAUUCGCUUGAAUUUGCUGGUCCGGGACGAGGAGAUGUGCCCACCAUAUCCGCUCCUCUUCAAGAACUUAAACCCAUAAUCGAUGAGCCUAUUUCGCCAGAAGUGCCUCGAGAAGAGCUGCGGAACGCGAUCGAGGAGAGGAAAAAGACCGCGCUCUGGCCAUGGCUCAUCACCAUUGUGGCCCUGCUUCUUGGUCUAGGCUCAUACGGCUUCGCAAAACCGGGCACUUUGGAUGUGUUCAAGAAGUCUAUUGCUAAUACUGAGAAACCUCUUCUUGUCCCUUCUUCAAUAGACGCAGAAGCGGUCCCCGUUCCAGAGGCACAUGCAGCAGACCCCGAUGAGCGACGUGUCAGAUUUGCGAUACCAGGAGAAGAGCCAGAUUUAGAGCCCCUAUCGAGGACAACGACAAUAGAAUCUUCGCCACCAAUCGAGGGAGAAGGCAUGACUCCAGAACUUCCAAGUCAGCGAGACAUCAAUGAUAAUGGAACCGACGUCACUGGCGAGACUACGAGUGCCCCGGACACAGCCAAGCCAAAGAAGAAGGCCCACAGAGGCUCUAGAGGAGGAAAGAAAAAGAAGAAGGGCCCCAAGGAAGAUGAUGAAAUUGGACGCAUUGUAGAAGCCGCGAAACAAUUGGAUCAAGACCAACCGUUGCAUCCCGAUGAGAUAACUAUUGAGGGUGGUAACGUCCAGGAUAUCUCGAACAUCAAGAAGAUUGGCAAAUUGACGAUUGAUUUCGACAAGGUCCUUGGCAAUGGUAGUGGAGGAACUUUUGUAUUUAACGGCAAGUGGAAUGAACGCGAUGUUGCGGUCAAACGCAUGCUUCCUCAGUACUUUGGUCUUGCCGAGCAGGAAGUCAAACUUCUGCAAGAGAGCGACCUUCAUCCUAAUGUCAUUCGCUACUUUGACGACGAAAAGGACGAACACUUCCUGUACAUCGCGGUAGAGCUGUGUCAAGCUAGCCUGUGGGAGCUGUACAGAGACGGCAGACCCGGCGACGAUCGGACUCCAGAACAGAUCGCUCUCUUUAACGAGAUCAACUCCGACGCUCCCAGAGCCCUGUAUCAGUUGGCGCUCGGCCUAAAUCAUCUACACAGCUUGAGAAUCAUACAUCGAGACGUCAAACCGCAGAAUAUUCUGAUCGCCUAUCCUCAAAGAAACCAGAAAUCGGGUCCUCGCUUGGUCAUUUCAGACUUCGGCCUUUGUAAGACUCUUCCAGAUAACGUCAGUACUCUCGUCGGAACAACCGGCAAUGCCGGUACAAUUGGCUGGAAAGCCCCGGAGUUGAUCCUGCAGCCCAAAGAGCUUGAAGCCCGCCAAAACUCUAACAACGGCCAUUCGAGGGAUUCGUCUAGCUCCACCGAUCCUGUCUCACAAGGAGUGAAACGUGCUGUCGACAUCUUCUCCUUGGGCUGCGUUUUCUUCUACGUCCUUAGCCAAGGCUCGCACCCCUUCGAUGAUGACGAAGGCUGGAUGCAGAUCCGCGAGCUCAACAUCAAGAAGAACAAAGCCAAUUUCACUCGCUUGGAAAACCUAGGGCACGAGUCGGAGGAAGCUAUUCGAUUGAUCGAAUGGAUGCUAGAGAACAAGCCCGAAGACCGCCCGACCGCGCUCCAAGUCAUGCAGCACCCGUUCUUCUGGUCUGCGGAGAAGCGACUCAACUUCCUGUGCGAUUGCUCAGAUCAUUGGGAGCGUGAGCCCCGUGAUCCGCCGUCUGCUCAGCUUCUGACCCUCGAGGCCUUCAUCCCUGAAGUACUCGACAAGAAGCGCGAUUUCCUAGGCAAGCUUGAUCGGGCUUUCAUUGCUAGUUUAGGCAAGCAGAGGAAGUACACAGGCGACCGCAUGCUAGACUUGCUGAGAGCGUUGAGGAAUAAGAAGAACCAUUAUGAGGACAUGGAUGAGACCGUGAAAGCGAAGGUCGGGCCGCUUCCGGCUGGGUAUCUAGAAUACUGGACCAGCAAGUUUCCGAAGCUACUAAUGGCGUGCCAUUACGCGGUGACGCAAUGUGGGUUGCAGAACGAGCCGAGGUUCAGACCUUAUUUUGAAGGGAGUGUUGGAUUGUAGUGUCGUGUACGACGGAGGAGCAUUAUUCUUGUUGCGUUUCGUAUCUAUCGUCUUGGAUAUAGUGUCAGGCGUGGAUUAUCUAUUCUCGUAUUUGGUUGUCUUAGACAUAGGCUCGGAAUAUCAAUUCUCAUACUCGAACCUACUUGUCACGAUGGUCCCCCUCGUGACAGAGCUCAUUCGGAGCACUUCGUAACAACUACCCGAGCAGUCGAAAACGGUCUCUGCUAGUACAAUAUUUCUUACCGACUAGCUUACUCCACUCUCCGCGCUGUCUGUCUCUCUGUAAGCACUUGUGGCAAAGGGGCGUGAUCUCGGAAGGCAGCAUCAGGGAGAUCACGAGAUAAGCGUGGAAGUCGAUCGCCGGGGCGAACCAUAUAUCAU
Mytilinidion resinicola is the source of this 3977-nucleotide messenger RNA. RefSeq names its product kinase-like protein. The coding region runs from base 144 to 3596 and encodes 1150 amino acids. The record is from RefSeq and is a predicted model, not a curated record. Lineage: Eukaryota; Fungi; Ascomycota; Dothideomycetes; Mytilinidiales; Mytilinidiaceae. The transcript has 3 exons. Gene Ontology annotation, biological process: intrinsic apoptotic signaling pathway in response to endoplasmic reticulum stress; protein phosphorylation; mRNA processing. Gene Ontology annotation, cellular component: IRE1-TRAF2-ASK1 complex. Gene Ontology annotation, molecular function: ATP binding; RNA endonuclease activity; protein serine/threonine kinase activity.